This is a messenger RNA of Cooperia oncophora, 375 nucleotides long. NCBI's taxonomy places the organism in Eukaryota, Metazoa, Nematoda, Chromadorea, Rhabditida, Trichostrongylidae. The record is from the annotation of a GenBank genome assembly.
AUGUUUCUUCUUACCGAGGGUCCUCAUCUUUUCUACGUUGAUCCAAACAGUAUGGAAUUAAAAGGCGAAGUUCCAUGGUCUCCAUGUAUGAGAACGGAAGCGAAAAACUUCCGAACAUUCUUUGUUCAUACCCCGAAACGGAUCUAUUAUCUAUUCGACCCAGAAUCGAGAGCUUUGGAGUGGUGUAAAGCGAUAGACCAAGUAAAAGUGCGAUAUGCCGACAAAAUAGCGGAAUCGUAUGCGAGAGCUGUAAAAGACGGCACAUAUGGAAUAAACAAGUUCAAGAAAUCAAGUAAUUAUUUUGGUGACAAGCGGAAAAAGUCGGAAGUGGAUAGCGGGAAACGUGACAGUGAAUCGGCGUCCACACCUCAUUAA